Molecule: messenger RNA, 2402 nt
Organism: Pyrenophora tritici-repentis Pt-1C-BFP
Lineage: Eukaryota; Fungi; Ascomycota; Dothideomycetes; Pleosporales; Pleosporaceae
Product: GlpG, membrane protein
Biological process (GO): proteolysis
Cellular component (GO): membrane
Molecular function (GO): serine-type endopeptidase activity
Source: RefSeq, a predicted model, not a curated record
GCUUAGUAGUCAGGCCAAGCGUACCGUCUUCAACACGAGCUGUGAGUUGGGGCUGAGCUGCACAUCACUCGGCAUCGAAUACGCAAACUCAAUCUCAGCCUCGCAUUCACCACGCUCGUUUUCACUGUAAUCGUUUGCUGUCGUGUGUGUCGCCCCCGCAUGAUUAACACGGUUUGGAACCCUUCAUCUGGCCCUUCUAGCCUUCUGAGACGUCAAACCACCCCCUGGACUUGUUCGUGGCCACCUUUGUCGCCUCAGCCAGCGCAAGGUUCUAUCCUUUCUCCAUCCCCGCGACCUGUAGCGGUGCAGUCAUAGUCCAUCUAACUCACACUCUCGGCAUUCAACGAGUGUCGCACUCAUAAUUCAUUGCGCAUUUCCCUCGCGCGACUUCCUUUACGAUCCCACGCUUUCCAUAACUUCACGACUACGAGCGCUUAUCCACCAUGGCGGCCAACGACUACUUCAAUCCCUCCGGCCCGCCGCAACACAAAAAUGAUGCGCCCCUACCGCCCACGCCAGGCAACCACACACAGCAAUCCGUCUCCCCCGUCAGUUCGCCCUUCGACGACCGGCCAUACCCAGGGCAAACACAUAGUAGUGGUGCCCUGGGCGGCUAUCCCAUCGAUACAUCGUACUCAAACACAUCCUAUCAACAACCGACACAAUACGACUCUACCGCACAUAUCAACGACCCGUACGCGCGACAACCAGAUCCGUUUGCCGACCAAAACGCAAUACCGCUGCAGAAUCAACAGAAUCAACACAAGAAUGACGGAGACGCCCCACUGCGAUUUAAUAACGAUCCCGAGUAUUACGGCAUGGGCGUACAACCUGCACGGAAAAAGAGCAAAAAGAAGAAGGGCUUAUUUAGUGGGCGAGUGACGUGGGUUGUAUACAUACUCACAGCCGUACAAGUAGGCGUCUUCAUUGGAGAAUUGGUAAAGAAUGGCAUACUAACAGGAUCACCCAUCCAAACCAAACCAACCUUCAACAUCAUGAUUGGCCCCUCACCCUACGUCCUCAUCAACAUGGGCGCCCGCUUCACACCCUGCAUGCACAACAUCAGAAAGGCAAUCGAAGCCAACCCACCCGUCCUCGAAUGGCCUUGUCCCAACACCACAACCAUCAACGCCGACGCACCCAAAUGCACCCUCGCGGAACUCUGCGGCAUGGGUAGCGGUGUCCCCGACCAAACCGGCAUCACAAGAUUCGAUGACCACAGCCGCGAGCCCAACCAAUGGUGGCGAUUCAUCACGCCUAUCUUCCUCCACGCCGGACUCAUACAUAUCGGCUUCAACAUGCUCCUCCAAUGGACUCUAGGCCGCGACAUGGAAAAAGAAAUCGGCCCCCUCCGCUUCCUCCUCGUGUACUUCUCUGCUGGAAUCUUUGGCUUCGUCCUCGGUGGAAAUUACGCACCUGAAGGCCUCACAUCCGUCGGCUGCUCGGGUUCGCUAUUCGGUAUCCUCGCUCUCACUAUGUUGGAUCUACUGUACAACUGGUCCACACGCCGCAGUCCCGUAAAAGACUUGCUGUUUCUCCUCCUCGACAUGGCCAUCGCUUUCGUCAUCGGCCUCCUCCCCGGUCUCGACAAUUUCUCCCACAUUGGCGGCUUUUGCAUGGGCUUGGUAUUGGGUAUUUGCAUCAUCCACUCCCCGCAGAGUCUGCGUGCGCGAACCGGUAUGAACGAGCCGCCAUACGCAACAGUGGACACCCAGCCCCUAGCCCCGACAGCCGAGGAAAGUAAAACCAAAAUCUCCGCCUUUGCCAAACAGCCCGUGGGCUUCUUCAAGGGCAGGAAGCCGCUUUGGUGGGCGUGGUGGGUUCUUAGGGCUGGCGGGCUCGUCGCUGUCUUUAUAGGGUUUAUACUGCUGCUGAGGAACUUUUAUGAGUGGAGGAAUACUUGUAGUUGGUGUAAGCAUUUGAGUUGCUUGCCCGUCAAGACAAAUGGUGUCAACUGGUGCGACAUGGGUAGUCUAAACUUCACCAGCACUACGUCGACGACGCCCAAUAAGCGUGCGUUGGAGCCGCUGAGUUUGGCGUGGGAAAUGGGUCAGAUGGCGGCGCGGGCAUGAGACAGGGUAUAGUGGAAUUGUUCGCGUUUUCAAUGAAAGAAGGGACUAAUUAUUUUCUUUCUUCUACUCGUAUCACAAAGUAUGAUAUAACGGCUGGAGUUGAAAAGGAAAGGGGGCAUUUCGAUACCACAGCAUUGCAUCAUCUGGAAUUCACAGUAUUUUCUUUUUCAAGCACUUGGGUGACAUGGCAUACUUGGCAGUGUGGGUAAGCACCUAAUAGACGUGUCUGACGCGUACAGUAUCCUUUGUACACUAGUAUGCCAAGUAUUUCAUGUCACUCAGGCGUUGCAAGAGGGAAGAAGAUAGAGCUCAUAUCAUUUGAUUAGGAGC